Molecule: messenger RNA, 687 nt
Organism: Capronia coronata CBS 617.96
Lineage: Eukaryota; Fungi; Ascomycota; Eurotiomycetes; Chaetothyriales; Herpotrichiellaceae
Exons: 2
Coding region: 1-687 (228 amino acids)
Molecular function (GO): carbon-sulfur lyase activity
Source: RefSeq, a predicted model, not a curated record
AUGCCAGAAAAGCAGGAAGCCCACCAAUAUCAGGCGGGGACCACCACAGAUAAGGAAAAGGACGAGUGGAAACACAGAGAUCCAUACCGCAUUCACGAGAACACCGAUGACUUCGAGGUCAAAUGGGAGGGACAAUGCCACUGCGGAAAAGUCCAGUAUCAAUUGAGCAGGGACAAACCUUUGGCUGCAAAGUAUUGUCAUUGCACGACUUGCCAGAGAUUGCACGGUGCUCCGUUCCAAUGGGCCGCUAUCUUCCACAAAUCUGACAUCAACUUCACCCACGGCCAAAAUGAUCUAGGCUGGUAUGAUCCGACCAACAAAGACACCUCCCACCAUCUGCCUUGCAAGGUUUCCUGCGCGUAUUGUCGGUCGCCCAUUAUGGACGAAGGACGCAAUAUGAUCCUGUUAUUCCCGCCCUUGAUCAAGAAUAUCAACACAAAGGAGGGCCGGGAAGCGUUCCGACCCACGUGCCACAUGUUCUAUACUCAGCGAGUGGCCGAGUUCCGCGGGGACGGCAUUGUGAAAUGGAAGGGAUUGGACAACAUGAGUGACCUGCUGGAUGAUGACGAGAAUGUCCUGGUCAAGUAUGAAGAGGGCAUGAAGGAUAAGGACAUGGAUGCGAAGAAGAGAAAGCAUGUUGAACUCAAUGAUAAAGAAGAGGUGCAGGGCAAGAAGGAUGGAGACUAG